GAACAUGUGCUGAAGAACAGCUUGCCAAUAUGGCUGAAGUUCAACUUUUCGGUGGUAAGAAAAUUACAGAACUUAGAGUCGUUGAUUUACGACAGGAACUUGAAAAAAGGGGUUUAGAGAAGAGCGGAGUAAAAGCUGUUUUAAUUGAGCGUCUUCAAAAGGCUUUAGAUGAUGAAGAACCUAUUGUCCUAGAAGAAGAAGAAGAGGAGGAUGAGGAAGAAGAAGAAAACGGUGAGAAUGAAGAUAAUAGCGCGACAGAGGAGGAAGACGCUCACGACUUGGAGCAAGAAGACGAUGCUGGACCAGAACAUCCCGAUGAGGAAGAAGAAAAGCCUGUAGUUUCUCCCCCAGCAGCGAAAGUUACCAAAAAAUCACUACGUAAGAAAGCCACUCCAGCAAAAGACGAAAGUCUAGACAUCAAAAACCUUGAUAGCUUAUUGAAUUCAGAAGGAAAUAUCGAUGACGACUUAUUAAAUAACAGCUUUGAUGGCGAAGAUGUGAUAAUGAAGAUCAUUGACGAAUGUCAAGACGACCAACCCCAAGAUGUCGAAUUAGAUGAGAGUGGAUUACAAGUGACAGACUCUAUUGAUGAUGAACAAGAAACAAAGGCCAAUGAUGCUGAAACCACAAAGCAAACAACAAGCGAGAAAAAGAAGGAGGCCAAAGAGACGUCUGUUGAUAAGAAAAAAGAUGCCAUUGAGAAAAAGAAGGAAACUCCUGCUGACAAAAAGAAAGAGACCCCUGUGGACAUAAAGAAAGAGACUACUGGCAGUAAAAAGAAGGAACCUGUAGCUGACAAAAAGAAAGAUACCUCCGCAGAUAAAAAGAAAGAUACCUCCGCAGAUAAAAAGAAAGAUGCAGACAAAAAGAAAGAAACUAGUGAGAAAAAGAAGGAAAGCGGUGUGGAGAUAAAGAAAGAAAGUGAGUCAGAGACUAAAGAGGAAAAAGCCAAAGAGUCACCAAAAGUUAAAACUGAAAAGCAAUCUACUUCUGCUGACUAUAUCAGUCUAGAAGUAAACUCUGGUGAACUGAACAAGAGCAGCGCAUCUGCCAUGGACACCACAUCUGAUGCAGAUACAUCUAAAGAGAAUGGUCUGUCUGUCUCCCUCUUUGUACACACAGACGGCAUUCAAGAUGAUCUUGAUGAAGAACUCAAAGCUGCUGCAAAAGCCGAGGAAGAUGCAGAGGCCAAGAAAGAAAAAGAGAAGAAAGAAGCUGAAGCAAAAGAGAAAUCAAAAGAGAAAUCUGACAAGGCUGAUGAGAAGAAAGCAUCAGCUACACCUGAUAAAUCAGCAAAAAGUGAUGGAAAAUCAAGCACCGACAGCAAAGAGAGUUCAAAACCUACUGCCAAGAAAACUCCAGACACUAAGAAACCUGGAUCAGCUAAGAAAACUGAUGAUAAAAAAGCAACUGACAGCAAGUCUAAAUCAGCAUCUGCUUCCAAAGACAAGAAAGAAAGUGGGAAAAGUCUGUGGGUGAGCAAUCUUUCCUCUGUUACCAGGGCUGCUGAUCUCAAGACUAGAUUCAGCCAACAUGGGAAGGUUGUUGGUGCCAAAAUUGUGACAAACUCCAAAGCUCCAGGAGCGCAGUGUUUUGGUCUGGUUACCAUGUCAACAAGUGAAGARGCAGCCAAAUGUAUUUCACAUCUGCACAGAACUGAGCUUCAUGGACGGACCAUUACAGUAGAUAGGGCUAAGGGAGACAGAGUGCCUCAAACACAAGGAGGUUCCAGUGCCACUAAGAAAGCAGCAGACAAAAAGACAACUGAUAAGAAAGCAACAACAGCCAAAGCAGGAGAAAAACCUAAAGCCGAUGCAAAGAAGCAGCCAGAAAAAGGUAAAAAGCCCAAUGAAAAAGCAGCAAAGCCUGCAGCUAAAAGCUCUUCAGGAAGCACGUCCACUUCUAAGAAAGAUGAGAAGAAAACAGAAGAAAAGAAAGAUGAAAAGAAAGAUGAGAAAAAGGAUGAGACCAAAAAGGCAGGAGACGAAUCCGGAGAUCGUGUGGUCGUCAUGGAUGACAGCAAAGGCGAACCGGUGGUGGUGGUUUCAAACAAAGAAGACGAGAAGUCAAGGUCCGAAUCUCGUGGCCGCAAGAGCAAAAGUUCGGACAAGAGCAAUGACUCGCCCAUCAAGUCCUUGGAGGAGAUCCGCCGUGACAGAGUAGAGAAACAAAGACAAGAUCGUGCACGCGACGUCAGGGUUCAACGAGAAAGAGAACGCAACAUUCGCCUACGACGCGAACGUGAACGUAUUGCUCGAGAACGUGCUAUGGAACGGGAACGCGAGCGUGAACGCGAAAGAGAACGUGAAAGACGACGGCAGCAAUUUUUACGUGAACAAAGGCAAAAGCAAGAACAAGAAAGACUUCGUCUUCAACGAGAACUCGAACGUCGUCGUGAACUAGAGCGUCUUCGUCGUGAACGCGAAGAACGUGAACGCCUCGAGCGUGAAAGACGUGAACGUGAAGUUAUACUUGAACGCGAAAGACUUCAACGUGAGCGCGUUGAAACAGACAGAUUGCAACGUAUUGAACGUGAACGUUUAGAACGACAACGCCUCGAGCGUGAUCGUAUUGAUCGUGAGCGCCUUCAACGUCUGGAUCGUGACCGUCGUGGGUCCGGAUUAAAGCGAUCUGCUGGUGCUCCAUUUGAGGAUGCAGCUGCGUCACAACGUGCUGGCUUCUGGCAGGACACUAAGCGCCCUGCUAUUGGUGCCGAUGGAAGACCUGAAUUCUUUGGUGGUACUCUUGCUGCAGCUCAUGCAGAGCAGUCUUCAAGGCGAUCUGAAGACAAACUUCAAGGAGAUCGUCGUGAAAGCAAAGGACAUCGUGAUGAUUCAAGAGGUGGCAGAACYAGCAGUCGAGAUGGACGCAGAGAUGAUGAUUUCUCACGCGGCGAUGACCGACGUAAAAAGGACGAUCGACGACACAGUGACUCUCGUAAGGAUGUGCGCGGUCACGGAAGUGAUCGUGACAAAGGUUGGAGUAACUCAAACCCAGCACUUGGCCCUAUAGACCCUCAAAAGAGUUUGUCAAUACUAUUGGAGCGUGCUGGGGUGAGUGGAAUUCUUGGGAACAACACACCUGGCGUGAGGUCAGACCUAGGAAAAGGACUUGAUCAAAUUGACAUUGAACGCUCUUUAUCUUCGGCUCAUCGUGGGGAAUGGCGCCAGGCUGACCCACGUGAUGCAAGACAACAAAUGAUCCCCCCUGAYAGGGGAGGUCAUGUCUCUGUCGUUGGAGGAGGAAUCGAUGCUCGAGCUGCUAGUGCUGUGGAUGCACGCUACCGAGGAGUGGAGCAUGUCCGUCAUGGCUCCGGAGGAGGUGUAGUCGUUAACGAUCCUGUCAAAGUGUCGUCACGUGAUUGGCGGGGUGAUCCAAGUGCUGACCUACAAGCRAGACAGCGUGAUGCCCUUGCUGGAAGGAGCCGUGAAAGAGGCAGGGGAGUGGAUUCUAAGUCUGGAGGUCACUUGUACGAUUCACGUGAAAGAGUAGCUACUCGUGAUUCAAGUGGUCAGCGUGGAGCUUGGGGAGGAGAUGUUAUGCACCCCAACCCCAUCCCUGCACGUGGUAUAAUGGAUGACAGAUCACGUGGUUCAGCAAUACCAAGGGAUGCAUCGCACCCCUCGUGGGGUGUUGGUGGUCUUCCUGUCCCUGAUGUACGUCACGCUUACAGUGGAAGUGCUGGUGGYCCAGAUAGAAGACACUCGGGUGGAGCGGAUGCCCGAUAUGAACCAUACAARGCUCCACCUCCAAGAAGUGCAGGCAUGCGCAGAUAUUAAACAAUUUAUUGACUSUAUACAAGAUUGUAGUGAAGAACUUUGUUACACUGGAACAUUAUCGCUUGGACAUUGAACCUUAUUAUUGUAGUGCAUUGUUAUCUGUAGAUUAAGCAUCGUUUAUAGCUCAUUAAUUCUUGUUUUGGGAACAACCUUUGAUAGUUCAUUGAGUAGUUUUAGUAUUUUAACUUUUUAGCAUUAGCAGCUUCAUUGCAAUUCAUAUUCAUUUUAGCGCUUUGGCAUAACUUAGUCRAGACAAGCUUUCAUUAGAAAUUCGGCCUAUUAAUGYAGCGGCAAGCAUUAAAGUGUACGGCAAUACCUUGCUCUGUGUUUUGAUUGUAAUCAGACAACCGUUCAUUAAAUACAUGAACAUGAAUCUCAACGUGCUUUUCUCGUCACCAAUUUCAUUUGUCAAUCGYUAMRAAAUGGUGUUAUUUCKACCGAUUACGAUUGGAUCAUUAAUGUUGGCUUGUCUGAUCUGGUAUUGGUUAUCUGACCGAUUGUACAACACUACAUUAUGUCAAAUGGCCAAUGGUAGGAUGKUGUCAUUUGGUUGAAUUUUGUGUCUACGUAAUCGGUUUGUAUGUUUCACGGAUUGAUACUGGUUCUCAACCAACAUACGGUACUUCAAAAUCUGAAAUCUUAUACAUCAUGGCUGGUCAACACURUCCUUGCUCUGAUUGGUUGUUGCAGCAAUGUACCGAAUGUUAAAAUUGAUAUGCUUUGAUUGGCUGGUCUACGGUUUCUUCAAUGUGUAUUCUAGGAACACUACGUCACCAUCGYAGAAUCGUGUUGUGUGUCCUCUGGUUUCUUCACCAACAAGAUCAGGAUCGGUUUAUCAGAGAUUUCCUAUCGGCGUGCUUUCUGCACUUCCAACUAAGAUCUCAAAAGAAACGGYCGUUUCAUUGACAUAUUUGCUGUCUGUCGUCAUUGUCGUCAUCAUGCACGACAUUUAUUCACCAAAACUCGCAUCGUUUGUUUGGAAAAGUCAAGUUAUUGUGGUCUUCCUCAACACUUCAGAAAGCGGAUUGAAAGCUGCCAUUUGGUCAGCAGAGAUGGUAUGGAAGGUUGUAAGUAGAUAUGUGUCGAGAAGAAGUCAGGUAAAUCUGAUGUAUUACAAAAGUUGAAUUUGCUAAAACUCUUUGCGGUUAUUUCGGACGUAAUUCUUUUUUAUUUUGUACAGUGUUAAAUUUAUCUUUUUCGACGCAUCUCACACUAGUUUACCGCUAGUUUUCAUCAUUUCUUUAUUGUUAAAACAUGAUUAUGAUCUGUGGGAGUACCAUUGAAGUAUUUGUUGGGGGAAGGGGAGCGUAUUAAAGAAAAGUCAUCCAGAUUCAUUCAUCACGAACAAGACAUUGAACAUAGGCGUCAGAGUACACUGAGCACGAAGAGGAGUACUGUGUGUCCUGACGUCUUGAUUCAGUGUUUCCUUCGUGGUCACYGGAACAUCGCUGGUUGAAUUACAUUUUUAUAGCCAAACUUCAAAAACGACGCAUUAUGUACUUAAAUACAAUUUAUUUUCUAAAUGUUAUGAUGAAUUGUCUGAAAUAGCUAGAACCAUUCUCGUUGUAAUGAACCCUAAAGUUACACAAAUCACGUCCGGGUGUUUGUAUAUCAUACGGAUGAUAUUGUAGUUUAUCAACGAAAAUGGUUGCAGUUAAAGGRUGUGUUAUUCAAAAUUGUUGAACAYUUUUCCGUUUCGAAUAGUCCCAAGUGCAGUAUUUGUCACCAACCCUUGGAGCAACACUUGCCACAAUGAUGCGUUUUCGUGGGAUUUUUCGAUUGUUUUUUUUCCAUUUCCUUGUGGAUGGAGAACGAYAGGAAAACACUUUUGUAUUGACGAGGCUUAAGACGUAUAAAUUCCAAAAURAAACAGUGGUAUUACCUAAACUGAAAGCAUUCCAGCGCAGCAUUGGUGCUUGGGUUGGUUGACAAACUGUAAAAAGGGCCACAAUUGUUGAUCAUUUCUAACUGUAUUUUUACUAACCGCUUAGUAUUCCAGGAGGAAUUCUACUGUGGACAUUAUCAGGUGAGAUGUCGCAUCGCUUCGUCAAAACUUUGACAAGAGGGGUUGUUCAACUGCUUGUUUUCAGAAUUUCAUGUUAUCACCAAAAUAGUGAUUGUACUCGUCAAAUAUURUGGCAUGGUGUAUUCUUUGGACCUCCACUACCGGAAUACCUUGCGUAUUUUCAUUCGGAGAUGAAAAAAAGCACAUUCAUUUUAUAGACUUUUSGAAAUUUUUGUCCCAUUCCAAUCUCCUUGGUGAAAAAUUCUAUUUUCCUCUUUUAUUCCAUCUUCCUGUUUAUUUCAAUUGGGCGAAGAAGUCUUCUUCCAAAUGGUCUGAAGUGGGACAACAAUUUCCCAAUUCAAGGAGGUCUAAAAGUUUCGGUAAUUGUGGUGUAUGGCGUCAUCAUGUUUAUCGCAUAUUGUUCAAGCCUCCGUUGCAGCCGUWUUAAGUGUGGGUCACACUUCUAUCCGUAUUCGAACACUCUUUGUAGCACUAAAWGUUCUCUUACCAUUCCCUUUCCUGCACAAUCUUAAUUUUCAAUCCAUCGAUCGUUUCGGUCUAGUGUGGAAAAUAGAAAGUUUUGAAAAAAAUUAAUGAGACAGACUACAAGAGGAGAAGCGCGUGAACGGUCUUUGUGAAAACUGCAACCUCGAUCCCAGGCCCUUAUCCCUUCGCUUGGGAUAAGGGMCUGGGAACGAGGUUGUGAGAACUGUUGAAAACGUAUUUGGAUAGCCUGUCUGGCGGGUUUAGGGCCCUAGAAAUCCCUARAGUCGCUAGGUAGGCUUCUGAAAUGAAAAUUGUUUUUGCGCCUGUCCCUAGAGGAAAGCCGUGGAUGUCGGAUCAAGUUUAUUUCUCGGAGUAUGUAGUUGGUUUGAGCACUGAACUAGUCCUUGUAAAGAAAAAAGACUGAACGUCUUCUCCAUUCCUCUCUUUUCUGUGCUUUUUUUCCUUUUGUAUUUUUUUAUUUAUUUGUCGUUAAAUUAAUUUUUCAUUGCUUAAAUAUGAUCUAGUAAGUCUCAUUGCUAUUCACGGUAAAGCACCGUAAAGAUWACAUUAAACUUGCGCUCGUUAAUAAAAUCCUCUUUCAAAAGCAUACCAUKGCAACCACCUGCACGGAAGAACUUUAAACAAAUGCAUUGAAAACACAUAAUCAAAAUGAGUAUAAAUAGUUUUCUUUGAAUUUGACAACACCCUAGUAGUUGCAUAAGCACACUAUGACUGAUAUUUAAAUAAUCUGUUCUUGUUUGUGCUAUACAUUUUUUGUCAAUGAAUCAUCAAUACGGCCGACGUGAUGUGAAUUUAAAACCACCAAUGAACAAUGUGCAGCGACGCCAAGUUAAAAAAAAAAAAAAAGCAUAGGGUGAAAUGUUUUUCCUGCGUGUUUUUCUGUCCGUAAAAAUUAGUUCUUGUAAUACCUUGACAGAAGACGUUAUAUGCAUUUUUUGCUAAAAAACACAUUGCUAGCCACGUUGCCCAUCGCACUUUGUAUAGAAAUUGUUGAUGUGUAUUUUUUGUUUUGUUUACUUACACUUUGUAUUUGUGUUCGAUAGGUACGUGUCAGGAUAAUAACUCUUGGGUUGUACAAUAAAAUUACUUCAAUAAAUARCAUAAACGUUA
Molecule: messenger RNA, 7401 nt
Organism: Exaiptasia diaphana
Lineage: Eukaryota; Metazoa; Cnidaria; Anthozoa; Actiniaria; Aiptasiidae
Product: scaffold attachment factor B2
Exons: 11
Coding region: 30-3779 (1249 amino acids)
Biological process (GO): regulation of transcription by RNA polymerase II; regulation of mRNA processing
Cellular component (GO): nucleus
Molecular function (GO): sequence-specific DNA binding; RNA binding
Source: RefSeq, a predicted model, not a curated record